This is a messenger RNA of Paracoccidioides lutzii Pb01, 291 nucleotides long. RefSeq lists its product as hypothetical. The transcript has 2 exons. The record is from RefSeq and is a predicted model, not a curated record. The coding region runs from base 1 to 291 and encodes 96 amino acids.
AUGCAUGGAUUUUCUGGCGCUGUGCAUCUUGAUCGUGGAGCGAGGCUAGAACGUCUUGCUGCUAUCCAAAAGCUAGAGGGGUUCAUGAUUGAGGAAUGUCACCCAAUGCUGGCAGAAAGUCGGAGACGCCAGGACAAGAGGACAAGGAUUCCACUCCAACGUCAUCCUCCUGAAGCAUCCAUGUAUGGCUGUCUGGCCUGCUUCGGAGAGGCUGAUCUAGUCACCUACCUAAUUAUUUAUGCCCUUUAUAUAACCCCUGUGGCCCCUGUGGUUCAAAAUGCGGAAUACUGA